AAAAAAAGGUACUGGAUUCUAGAUUUAGCAGUAGUACUAUCUAGAUCUACAUACUUAGAUCUAUUAUCAUCUAUGUCUAUUAUUCUAUAUAGAGAUCUAGAUCUAUAGUCCAGGCAUAGGUUGGAAAAUGAAGUAGUCAAACCUUACCCCAACAAAUCUGAACUUUUAUGAUAAGGACUGCAUAGGUGGUGGCAGACCAUGUUGCAGAACACUACAGACCUCCCAGAGCUGGAGAGCCAACUAAAUCUUACUGGUGAGGGUGUCACCUUGGAUGAGCUGCUUAACAUUACUACUCUUGAUUCUGUAACAACGCCUGUUCCAGACCAUGCUUGUGACAACAGAGAGUAUGAGAUUGUCUCUGGCAUUGCUGCUGCUGUGUGCAUCACCUUUGGCAUUCUUUACACAUUUUUUGGAUACCGGUUCUUUAAAGCAAUCAUGUUUCUUACUGGCUUCUUGUUCUGCGCUGUAACUGUUUAUAUGAUACUGAGUGAAGUGAAUGUUUUACCUCUGGAAGGAGUCUUGGGCUGUGCUGCAGGAGCAGGAGUACUUGUUGGUCUAGUUGCAAUGUUGAUUCAGUACAUAGGUCUGUUUCUGACGGGCUUUUGUUUGGGCCUCUCCGCAGCAGCCAUUAUUCUUGUUGUAGUUGAGCAGUUCACUCAUCCAUAUAAUAUGUGGAUCCCUAUAGUUGUUUACCUCAUUUUAGGCAUUGCUACUGGCCUGCUGGGCCUCAGGUUUCAAAAAGCUGUUAUUAUUUUGAGCACUAGUGUAAUUGGUGGAGCUCUGGCUCUAGCUGGAAUAGACUACUUUGUAGGACUUUUGAGUAUGACCUUUUACUUGUGGGAUAGGGUCAUUGCUAGACCUUCAGAGCAAGUGUGCUGGUUCAGCUGGCUUAUUUUGGGACUAUGGCCAGUGGUAGCCUUGGCAGGUGCAAUAGUUCAGUGGAAAUUCACUGGGCAUGAAAUUGAUCAUAGAAUAGUUUUAAGAAGGGAGCAAACUUCUAAUGUGCAAACAUCAAGAGCUAGGGAAAAACGAGAAACACAGCAAACUCGGUAUAGACAUUUAUAUCAAGCAAGAAGAGUCAAAGGCGAUGUCAUUUCCCAGACUUUUUUACAAAGUAUUGAAAGCAAGCUGUCUCCGGCAAUGCAAAGCCUAACCGCCUUGAACACAGAGCCCAGCAAUGAGGAGGAAAGUACUGCUACAACGACACUCACUCACUUGACUUGAUCCCUUUUUUCCAUGGCAUGUGAAAAACAAGUCACCCUGAUGAUCACACAGCUUCUAUGACUGUGACUACUGGUUUCAAAAAGGAAUAAAGAACCUUGGAGCCUGGGCAUGUUUUUUUAAUGUUUGCAGUUUGUUGUUGCUGGCUUUUUAGUUGAAUUCUUGCUAGACAUCAAAGGAUGGUUAUUAUGUUAACAAGCAUUUAAACUGACAAUACUGUUCCCCAGUGUUUAAAAACAUUUUUGUUUUUCAACUUUGCUCAACUAAAAAUAAUAAAUUUUAGUUAGUUUAGUUGUUGUUAGUUAAAAUGUUUCCAGAGUGCUGUUUUACUUAUUUAUGUAAGGGACAGCAUAGAGUCAUUAUUUGAAAGAUUUUUUAAAAAAAUAUUUAAGAACUUUUUUGGCUCAUUUACUUGAUAGUAUAUAAUUGAAAGAGACUUUUCUCCAUUCACACCUGACCUGUCUCACUGUCAGAAAUAUUCCAAACAACUGCUCAAUUUAUAAUACAGAUUUGUUGGCACUAGAAAACCUACAAGAAAAAAAAAGUAUUUCCACCCAGGUGUUGGUAUUAUUUACCUUAGUUUAUAAUACCUCAGUCAUUACUAAUUGAGGUAAUGAUAAACUAAAUGUUUUUGACAAUGUAUAUAGCUUACAGUUGUAUAUAUAUAUAUAUUAUACAGAUAUAUAUGAACUGAAAAAGUUGAUCCCAUUUCCCCUCAGCUUGUGUGAUGAUUAGCUUGUGAUAGCUCCUCCAGAUUUGCUUUUUUUUUGUUGUUGUUGAAAUGUACAGACUGUUAACAUUUUGUAUCCAGUUGUUGUGUACUAUAACUAGUUUAUUGUGCAAGUGGGCUUUUUUUCCCCCUUAGCUUUUAGAUUUUCCUCCAUCCAUCAUAUAAAGCCAGAAAUCCUUUACGAAACUGGUGAAACAUUCCCCAUAAGUAUGAAAUAUUUAUUAUUGUCAGUGAUGGGAAUUUUCCGACAAUUGUCGGAAUUCCGAUAAUUUCUUCUGGUCCGAUUUUCUAGCAAAAAAAUCCGAAGUUUUCCAGACAUUUUUUUUUUUUUAAAUCCGAUUUUUUUUUUUUCAAUUUUUUUUUAUGAAAAAAAAAAUCCGAUUUUAUUAUUUUUCCAUUUUCGGAAGAAUGCGAAAUAAGAUUUUUGAUUUGUUUUGAAAUCCGCACAUCCGGUCUUUUGACACAAUUAAAGUUCUAUUUUUUUUUUUAAAUCUUGUGUUACCGUAUUGUCUUAUAAGUCUAGAUCUCGGUCCAGAUUAGAGUGGUUUGAAUCAGUCUAGAUAGAUAUCUAGAUUCUUUAAUUUGAAUACUUUUGAUCUAGAUCUAGACUUCAAUGGCUGCUUGCCAGCUUUUGAAAAGUAUUCGACUUAAACUUAACUUAGACUUAAGAGUAUCAAUCAUGAAUGAUGCCCGGUCGCUAUGUUACGACGUAUGUAGCGCUAAUCGCCGCUAUUACUACAAUUCAAGAUCUAUUAUUUUUUCACUGUUGUUACGAUGACCCCUAGAUUUUUCUAAUUUGAACCCUGCCUGCCGACUUCCUUGAGUUCAAAUGGGAUUAGAUUUAGACAUCUAGAUCUAUUAUAAUAAUAAUAAGAUCUAGAUCUACUCAUCUAAUAGAGUGAUACUGUGAUAGACCUACCGUGUACCGACCAUCUGGAUUUAUAUAUAGAAUAUACUUUUUUUAUAUAGUAGUAAGUAGGCCUUCUUAAACUUCUUAACAUGACUAUAGUGAGUUACUGAGUAUAAGCCUGACAGAAUGUAGAUAUCUAAUAAUAAUAUAUUGGAUCUAGAAUCUAGAAAAGUUAUUAGAUAUAAGUAGUAGUAGCUAUAGAUUAUAGAUCUAUCUAUAGUGAGGGAUAUGUAUAUAUUUUAAUAUAAAACUUAUCAUUACUAAUUUUAAAAGCAUGUUUUUCAAACACAUUUAAUCCUUAUAGUUGUUUGAGAAAGAAGUUGUUACAAUAUCUGUAUAAAGCAGUUAUCUAUUAUAGAAUGCUCAGACUGCAAAAAGCUUUCUCCUCCCAUCAAUAUAUAUACAAACAAUAGUGCCAUGAAUGCAUUUUGAGUGCAGUAAUGCUAAAUGAAGUGCAGUUUGUGUGCAGUAAUGCACAAUGCAGUGUAAAUGUUAUGUAAUACAACAUUAAUUAAAGAAAAUAUUAAAUUAAAUGAUUCUACGUAGUUUAAAAAAAUUCAGCAACAUCUUUUUUUAAGUCGUCGCCACGACAGGCCAGUUCAAAAACGGGGGGGGGGGGGGCUUACAAAAUUUCCUAAAAUUUUUGCAAAGUCAGUUCCCAUCACUGUAUUGUACAGUUGUAUUAAUCAGAUAUUGCAAAGUUGAAUGUUGUGUAGCUUAAUUGCUUUUAGUCAUUUUUCAUUGAUUGUAUAAAGCAUUUUGUGUAAACAUUGAUUGAUCGUUGAUUUGUUCAAGUGUCAGAAUAAAGGUUGAAAUGUAGAGAGAAUCUAUUUUCCCUAAAUGUUUGCAAGAAGAAAAAGCACAAUGAAAUCAAUUUUGUUUAGUGUGUGAUCUGUUUUAGAAUGUUUCUAAUGACUAGUGUUUUAGAAUGUUUCUAAUGACUAGUAAGUGUUUUAGAAUGUUUCUAAUGACUCUAGUAAGUGUUUUAGAAUGUUUCUAAUGACUCUAGUGUUUUAGAAUGUUUCUAAUGACUAGUGUUUUAGAAUGACUCUAGUAAGCUCUGUUGGAUUAUUAGAAACUUCCUUCUCUUGAUGAUUUACUCUUAAAAAACAAAAUUUGCUUGUUUAGUGAGAAGUAGUACAUCCAAGUACUCCUUGUUGGGCCUAGAAUUACAUUAGAUAAAUAUCUGAGCAUUUCAAAGGGAAAAUUAACCAUUACAUUUUACUCAUUCUGAAAUAUUUUUUUUUUAUCUUCUCACGUUUUCGGAAUGUUUUGAAAGUUGUUUUUAGUGUGAUUCAAAAUAUAAUGCUAUCUUUUUUCUGUUUCGUUGAUCAUGGCCUGGCUGCCAUGAAGUAAGUUGUAGUUUUUGUAACAAAAAAUGUAUAGCUUUGUUGCUUAGGAUUAUUUCAGGGCAUUGUUCUGUAUCUUCUUGAAUCUUUUUAGCAUCACCUUUUUUAUAACACUAUCUAGAGCAAAUAAAGCUUUAUGUUGGAUUUUAGGCUUUAAUGGCCAAUACAUAUAUUCAAAUAAUUCACUUUUAUCUAUCCAAUUUUCUCUGAUGUUUAACUUUUUUUGCAUUGUGACAGUCCUUUAGAAAUUACCAUCACUUACAUUUGAUUCUGUAGACCCACACCAUUAGAGAAAUGUUUAUAUGUAACAUUUAAAAGUUGACACACGACAUUUUAAAAAGGGAAAAAUUCUGAUAAUGUUAUAUUAUAUGAAUAUAUCAUAGAUUCUAUUGUUAAUAAGGUUCAAUAAUUCUUGUGUUGGAAAAUGCUGUAUUGUUAUUUAUUGGUCAGCCAGUGACUGACAUGCAUGGAAUACAUUCAAACUGUAUACAGUAAAUUAAAAUUAGAGUGCUUCUUAAAUGCACUAAUCAAGGAUGAAGUUCUCUUGAUGAGGUAGCUCAGUCAAAAAAACUACAUAACUGGACUUUGUAAAUAUAUUUGUUUUAUCCUGAGAUGACAUUGAAUAUUGUCAUUUUUUUUUUAGUUAAUUGUGCAUACUGAUAGUCAUUUGGGCCAACAUUUCUGUAAGAUAAAUAUGAAUGCUUUAUUUAGAGAGUUAAUUACAAACACCACAUCCCAGUUUUAAGUUGUUAAUAUAUCAUGAAAGUUGAAUGUAAAAAUAAUUAAGCUGUUGCAAAAUUUAUUGUGUAAUAUGUAAUUUUGAUUUUUAAUUUUUUUAAUUUAUAGGUUGUUUCCUAAGGUUGUAAUUGCAAUAUAAGAAUGUAAAGGAUGUUUUUAUCUGAACAUUUUGCAAGUUGUGAUAUAUUCUUCAAUUAUUGUGUGUAAUAGCACCAAGAGUGUACAUCAUGAGAUUUGUAGAGUAUGUGUCAUUGUGUCUGCACUUAAAGAGACUGUAGGAUCUGACAGUUCCUGAAAGGGUUUAAAGUAGACUGUGCUUUCAGAUGGUUGGUACUACCUCCAUCCCACUUCUCAGUAUUUUCUUGUCAUUCAAUGCAUUCUUUGAAAGUUGCCAUUUCUAGUCCUCUUUUACAUACAUCACUAGAUUCACGUUUUAGUGUUAUAUUUCUCUUUGUUUUGUCAAUAUUUAUACUUUCUUAAUGGAAUUAUUAAUCUGAGCCCCCGACCCCUUCACACACACACACCCCUCCCUUAAUUGGCAGCUGUGUCCCAUCCAUAACAUUCCAUGGACCCAAACAAUGAAUAAUGCCAUUGCUAUGCUUUGUGUGUUUGAUAAAAAUAAUCAUUAUUGUAUUCAAUUAUGUUUGAGAAAUUAUAAUAACACAGUGCAUAAAUUGUCUUUUUUUUUUCUUUUUUAAUAACAUAAAGUAAAUAUGCUUGUUGUUUUUUUCUCCAGAAUAUGAGUUUGAAGCAUAUUUAUUAUUGCUGUUGUUAUACUUGUAUUACAUGUCCAAAUCAUCUUACUAUUUGAUUUUCAUUUGUAUAUUUGUUGAAAUGUUGCCAAUGUUAAAGGCUAGACUAGUUAUUACUUGUCAGUAGCAUAUUAGUUUGAUUCACUGCCAAGUCAUAAUCUCAUUACUCUGUUAGGAUUUAUGUUCUAUUGGUGUUGAAAGUCAAUACUAAAAUGAAGUAAAGCUAUACAAAAAAUGGUUGAGACUAAGGCAGAUAUUCAUGUUUCCUGUUUAAAUUUACACUAGACACCUUGUGCUUUUCUUUGCCAACUUUGAAAUAGUGUAAAUAUUUGUGUGUGUUUGUUUGCUGGUACAAUAAUGCUAAAGAUAAUUAAUGGAGCAAAUAAUUUGUAUGUAAAAGUUACCUGUGGAUCCUAUGACAAACAGAUACAAGUGCAGGGGUGGCCUAAAAAUGUUCCCUCCUUCUCCAUAGAAAUGUUUACAAAUAUGAUCACAUGAAAAUCUCUGUCCUCUCUUGGGAGCAGUGCUGUGAGAAGUGCAUAGAUCCAAAAGGAGAUUAUGUGGAGAAAUAAACAUUAAUUUAAAGGACAAAAAAACUACUUGUUUCAUUAAGUUGGAAACUUUCUGACCAUCUGUUGAUGUAAGCUUGAAAAAAAUAUGUAGUGGUUUUGUUUUUUUUGUUUUUUUUUUUAAUCAUGUUCAACAAAACAGAAUGGAUUGAGAUAAUCCCACUUCACAUUUAAGUUGGUAAUAUUUCAUAAGUCAUACACUGCAUCCAUUCUUGUGCAGCAGUUCUCAAACCUUGUGUGUACACUUAUUCCUGUUUGUCUGUCUGGUGACUGGGUCACAAUGAAAAGUCUAAACUUAUAUGUUGACAAAAGGUUAAGAAAUGGUGUCAUGUAAUACUUGAUUUUUAAAAGAUCAUAUUUCAUUAAAUUGAAUAAUCUAAAGAAAAUCUUAACAAUUUUAUUGACUAUCAUCUUGUAGCUCCUGCUCCUGUUAUCAAGUAAAAUUUAAAAAGGAAAAAAAAACACAAUAAUAUAGAUAAAUAUUGUUUGUUCAAUAAAGCUGUAGCUGCAGUUUAGGAAAUAAAAACAGAGGAACUACAUAUUUCACCCCAACUCUGUUGCAAUCAAGGCCGGUCCUAUAGGUUGCAGACCCUAUGCGAAAUGGAUUGAGCAGAGCCUAAUUUGGGUUGUGAUAAGGAUAAUAAGUGAAAAUUAAGAUUUUGUAUUAGAAAAGAAAUUAGUCUUUGCAUUUUAUUUAUAUUUUACUAAGUAGAAAAUCACUGUCAAAUUAACUUUAUGAGCCAUCUGCAGUAGAUAGUAGUUUUCCCAUAAAAAGCUGAUAAACAUUCAGAUCUGUCUUUUAGAUUUACUAUCGACUAGCAAAAUAUCGCUUUUGUUGUUUUUUUUUUCUAAGAAGUCAAUAUAGAUUUAGAUCUAGAUUUGUAUGCCAGUGACUAUUGAAGUAAAUUAAGCAUUUGAACUUCUUGUUUUGGUUAAAAUUCUGCUUAUUAUUACAUUUUUAUUGAAUGAAAGCUGACAAAGAUGGGUUUUUUUAAUCGCGAGUAGGAUUGGCAUUUUCCAUAUUGAAUGACACCCCGAAAUGACAACUUUGUCUGUUGUAAGAUUUGCAUGAGUUUUCAGAAGAUUUUAAUAAUUUCAGAUUUUCAUUACUUUUUUUUAUAUUUUAUAACUUCAGGAGAAUUCCAGGAAGCCUGUAAUGAAUUAGUUAAAAUGGUUUAAUUUUUUUUUUUUAAUAAUUAACACCUAGAAUUCGCAUUGCGCGGGGCCUAUGAAAGUGCGGGUCCCACUGCUGCAGCAUAGGUUGCAGUGUCCUAAGACCAGCCCUGGUUGAAUCAAUCACUCCUAGAGGCAUAAAACACUUUUUUUUAUAAGUAUAUCUACUAACUGAAAGAAACCCAGAACAUAAACUUUAUAAACAGUUCCCUUGUGUGCUAAAUAUACUCACAUGGGAAAACAAUUAAAUAGAAUCAGUAGAAUAUGUUACUGACAUUUUAUAUUGUAUAAACCAUUGUAUUUUAACAUCAUUUUUUAAGCUCAACUUCUUCAUUCUCAUGGCUGCUUCUUAUUCCUGUAUAGUUCCUUCUUCCAUUGGCUUCUUUCUACUCCAUCUUUGAACAUUUUUGUGUUCAUGGUUCUAUUGGUGUAUGUCUUAGUGGAGGCUGGAUGGCAACAUCAGUGAGAUUGGAAUGCUUUAUACAUUUACAUACCCUGGAAUAAAUCUGUUAUUUAUUGAGUUGACUGAUGACCAUAAGAAGCAGAAGUCGUGACCAAAAGAACUAAGUCAUGUUUCUGCAAGGCCAUAUCCUAUACUAAUCAUUUAUCCUGGUUAUUUGUGACCUACAGUUAUGAGAUAAUGUAUCCCAGAACUACAACUUUAUCCAUUUGUAAAUGUCAGUAUUACCCUGGCCUCUAAGUCAAAUUUACUACAGAAAAAUAGCAUCCACAUUUUUUGUUUCAAUCACAAUUUUAUUUUGAUGUUUAGUUUACACAGAAAUUUUAACUUUUAUACAUUUUUUUUUAAAUUUGCUUCAAUGCACACAUGUAUAUUGAAAAUACAUUUUUGAUGAUUUUUAAUAUUUAGAAUUUUUUUUUGUAAUCUUGUAGAUUUGUGUUUGUACAUUUAAAUUGUUCAUGGCUAAAUCAAAUGAAUGCUUUUAAUGUUGUGACUAUUUUAUUUCCUCAAAAUUGUCAAGUUUUUUUUUUGUUUUUUUUUUUUUUUCUCUUUAAGUUCCGGUUAAUCUGUUAUUGUAAUGUCAGAGAUUUGAAACUUAGAAGUAGGACUGGGAGUAUUUGAAUAAAACGUUUGUGAAAACUGUUA
This is a messenger RNA of Biomphalaria glabrata, 8547 nucleotides long. Its product is annotated as transmembrane protein 198-like. The transcript has 5 exons. Lineage: Eukaryota; Metazoa; Mollusca; Gastropoda; Planorbidae. Bases 199 to 1224 code for a protein of 341 amino acids. Gene Ontology annotation, cellular component: plasma membrane. The record is from RefSeq and is a predicted model, not a curated record.